AUGUCGAAGUACUGUAUCGUGGCUGUGCUGAUUGUGGCCCUGGCAUUGGCUGAUAGCAGCAGCAGCAGUGAGGAGAAGGAGAAAAAGGGCGUCGACUUGGAGCAGUUCGAGAAACUGGGCAAGGAGAUGGAGAGCCAAAAGUCGCUGAUCAAGCAAAAGUGCAACGAGGCGCCCGAGGCCAAGAAAAAGACAUGCAUCCUGCUCGUCGAAAGCUUUGAGCAGCUACUCGGAAAAGUGAAAGAGCUCCACGGCGUCUUCGCCGACUUCAACAAGUCGCUCGAGGAACUCGAU
Messenger RNA from Mesorhabditis spiculigera, 291 nucleotides. Lineage: Eukaryota; Metazoa; Nematoda; Chromadorea; Rhabditida; Rhabditidae. The record is from the annotation of a GenBank genome assembly.